Messenger RNA from Lepisosteus oculatus (spotted gar), 9378 nucleotides. Its product is annotated as neuropilin-2. Gene Ontology annotation, biological process: axon guidance; angiogenesis; vascular endothelial growth factor signaling pathway. Lineage: Eukaryota; Metazoa; Chordata; Actinopteri; Semionotiformes; Lepisosteidae. The record is from RefSeq and is a predicted model, not a curated record. Gene Ontology annotation, molecular function: vascular endothelial growth factor receptor activity; semaphorin receptor activity. Gene Ontology annotation, cellular component: postsynaptic membrane; glutamatergic synapse; plasma membrane.
UCACCCUAUAUUUGAUGCUAGCGGCAAAAGUAAUCAAAUUGUCGGCCGGUGUGCGUCUAUUACGCAACUUUAUUGUUCUCCUAAUCAUAGUUAAUGUAAUUGUCAUCAUCAUUAUCAUCACUGACGAGAUUUUUAGGAGUCACGUUAUCUAUCCAGUAGACGGGCUUUUUUUGGUUAUCUGGAACUCCUCUUCACUGCCCGUGGAUUGGUAUCACUGGUAUCGGCGUCGCACCGGUCUGGUGCAUGCAAGGCUGUGCGCUCCGUUUUUUAACUUUAAAGAAAGAAAGCGCCAGUCCUUCUCUUUAAUCAGAGACUGAGGGAGGCGGUCCAAGGCGCGGAGUGUAAUCCGAUAGCUGCUCUGACUUAAUGCUAUUACAUCCACAUGCUGCCGCAGAGAGUCGGCUCAGAAGCACUGGUGGUGCAAGACGCUGCUACAGCAGACAGACCGCAGCUCUUGCCUCAAAGCGAGUCAUCUGAACCAAGAGAACGGAGGCGAGUCUGAUUCCCGAUUCACCGUAAGGAAGAUCAUCCUGCCCUUUUUUUUUUUUAGCAGAGAUGCAGCAUUGCUCCGUCGGCUUAUCUUAAGUCACAACAGAUGGUAUAUUUUUGGGGAGAAAGAGGGAGAACUAUCUUCUUCAUUACAUGACUGGAAAUAAUAUACGGGGCGCGAUACACAAACUGGUUGGACACUUCAAUUCAUUGGAGUUUGAUAAACUGUGGAGCUAACCUGAAAGACUGGCAUAAAUCCCCCCCCGAGUUUCGAAAACGGCAAAGAUAGAAAGUUGUCAACUGUGGGACUUAACGCUUGUUUCACGCAUAAGUCUGUAAUAUGACUAAUUCAGCGUUUAUGAAUUAGUCACUUAAACCAAGGAAACUGUGCCGCGUAAGAGACGGACAACGCAAAAGGUGGAAGGAAAGGCAGGAAAGUAGUCGCAUUUCUCAAGCUAAAAGCCGCAAACCAAGUUGGGAUAAGUGUGCGGCUCAUAAAAGGAAAAUAAACAUUUCCUCAAAACAUCAAGCGAAGACUUUGACAGCACGUCCCCCCCUCAGAAUACCCUCAAGAUGGAUAUAUUCGCAUAUCGGCUUGGAUUUUUACUCGUUUGUGUUUUAACCUCAACUGUGCACGGAGAAGAAAAGCAAACCUGUGGAGAAGAACUCGAUGCCAGUCAGGCUGGUUACAUCACCUCCCCCGGUUACCCCCACGAAUACCCGCCUCACCAGCAUUGCAAAUGGAUCAUAACAGCUCCUGAGCCCUCACAGAGGAUUGUGCUGAACUUCAACCCCCACUUUGAACUCGAGCGGCUCGACUGCAGGUACGAUUUUAUCGAGAUCCGCGACGGGAAUUCGGAUUCGGCGGAUUUGCUGGGGAAGCACUGCAGCAACAUCGCUCCGCCCGCCAUCAUCUCCUCAGGGCCUGUGCUCAUGAUCAAAUUCGUGUCCGACUACGCGCACCAAGGGGCAGGAUUUUCGCUGCGCUACGAGAUCUUGAAAACCGGCUCAGAUUGCUCCAAAAACUUCACCAACCUGUCUGGUGUCAUUGAAUCCCCCGGGUUCCCUGACAAGUACCCCCACAACCUGGAGUGUGUCUUCAUCAUCAUCGUCCCUCCGCGCAUGGAGGUCACCUUGAAGUUCCUGACCUUUGACCUGGAGAACGACCCCCUGAAUGUGGGCGAGGGGGAAUGCAAAUACGACUGGCUGGAGAUCUGGGAUGGGCUGCCUCAAGUGGGGCCUGUGAUCGGAAGGUACUGCGGUGUCAAAAUCCCUCCUGAGAUCCACUCCUCCACAGGUAUUCUCUCCCUGACCUUCCGCACUGAUAUGGCCGUCGCCAAAGAUGGCUUCUCCGCCCGCUACAAUAUGACCUACAAGGAGGCCAGCGACACAUUUCACUGUAGCAGCCCUUUUGGCUUGGAAUCUGGGGAGAUUUCUGACGAGCAGAUCAGCUCCUCCUCAACUUUCUACGAUGGUCGCUGGUCUCCCAAGCAGGCCCGUCUGAACAAUGAAGACAACGCCUGGACUCCUUCUGAAGACAGCAACAAGGAGUACAUUCAGGUGGACCUGAACUUUCUGAAGGUUCUGACUGGUAUUGCCACCCAGGGAGCUAUCUCCAAGGAGACGCACCGGAUCUACUAUGUCACAACAUUCAAGCUGGAGGUCAGCACCAAUGGCGAAGACUGGAUGAUAUAUCGACAUGGCAAAAACCACAAGGUGUUCCAUGCAAAUACAGACCCCACGGAAGUGGUUCUGAACAGGAUCCCCCAGCCGGUGUUGGCUCGCUUUGUGCGGAUCAGACCCCAGACUUGGGAGAACGGAAUCGCCCUCCGGUUUGAACUUUAUGGAUGUCAGAUCACAGAUGCCCCCUGCUCCGACUUGCAAGGCAUGCUCUCGGGACUCAUCCCUGACUCUCAGAUCUCCGCCUCCUCAACGCGGGACAUGCACUGGUCCCCCGGUGCUGCCCGUUUGGUUGCCAGCCGCUCGGGGUGGUUUCCCAGAGCCUCACAGCCGCUGGCCGGGGAGGAGUGGCUGCAGGUGGACCUGGGACUCCCCAAGAUGGUCAGGGGCGUCAUCACCCAGGGGACCCGUGGAGGAGAGGGCAGCACCGAAAACCGCGCCUUUGUCAGGAAGUACCGGGUGGCUUACAGCAUGAAUGGCAAGGACUGGGACUACAUUAUCGACCCAAGAACCAUGCACCACAAGCUCUUUGAAGGAAACACAAACUACGACACUCCAGAGAUCCGGCGGUUUGAAGAGGUGAUGGCUCAGUAUGUCCGAAUCUAUCCAGAGAGAUGGUCCCCUGCUGGGAUUGGAAUGAGGCUGGAGAUUGUGGGCUGUGAUCCAUUGGAACCUACCUCCAUCACUGACAUGGCCACACCCACUGUCCAGAGAGAAAACCACACCACCACGGUCCAGGCACCAUGUGUAGGAGAUCCGUCACGGUGCUCAAAAGACAGCCAAGUCCCAGCGACCACCGCAGCCUCCAGUGGAAACUCCCUCUGCGAUUUUGAGCAAAACCUCUGUGGCUGGACUCACGACCCCGUGUCCGACUUCAACUGGUCUCUGCACAGCGGCAGUGGUACUCUCGGCCUGGGUCCCAGCCAGGACCUCUUCCUGGGGUCAGACGAAUACGGAAACUACUUGUACAUCGAAGGCAGCCAGAAAACAGAGGGGCAGCACGCCAGGCUGAUUAGCCCCGUAGUUGCUGCCGAGAAAGGGCCGCUCUGCCUGGUGUUCUUGUACCGCAUGAAGGGUGAGGAUGUGGGUCCCCUGCAAGUCCGCAUGAGGGAUACCGAUCUGGAGGAGACCGUUCUGUGGGAGCUGAAGGGGGACCAGGGCUCCUCAUGGAACGAAGGCCGGACCGUCCUGCCUAGGUCACCAAAGGAAUACCAGGUUGUGAUGGAUGGGUUUAUUGAUCAUGGCACAAGAGGGAAUAUAUGGAUAGAUAACAUCGACAUGACCUCUAGCAUCCCACUGGACGAAUGCACUCAACCCAUCAGUGCAUUUCGACCCGAUAUGACCGGGGGCACCCUUCCCGGAGGGAGCGAACCCACUGUAGACUCGGUGUCAGUGCAACCCAUUCCAACCUACUGGUAUUACGUAAUGGCCGGGGGUGGCGCUCUCCUGGUCCUGGUGUCCGUCGUGCUGGCCAUGGUGCUCUGCUGUCACCGGUACUGCUACACGGCCAAGAAGAGCCAUCUCUCUGUCUCCUACAAAAACUCGCAUUACCCCCCUGCUACAACCCCCGGAGUGGAGCCCACUCUGAUUAUUAGAGUAGAGAAGGAGGACCAUAACUCCCAUUGCUGAGGAAGUAGGACCUCACAGAACUAACAAAGAUCUCCCACCUAGAUCUCUCACCUAAACAGCGAGAUCUUGCCUAAGAUAUUUGCACUUUUCUAAGUAUUUUGAUGGGUUGGAAUAAAAUAUCUAUGUACUGCCUUUUUUUCGAUUGGAUGCUGCAUCUGAAAAUGAUAUAUAAAUAAGAAAAUACGGGACGGCCGUGGACGUGCAGUUUGGAUAACGAAAGAAGGAAUGCGUUUGCUAACCUUACAUUUCUGCCCGCCUUCUUUGUAAGCGGUUUGGACCCGAAAGCAAAAAUCAUAAACCAAGCCAGAAGCUCAUGUGAUACCGAGUCCUAAUGUAUGAAAGUACUGAGGACUGCUUAUGGUCUCAGGCUCCCACUUUGAGCUGCAUGAGAAAAUAAAAAGUCUAGCUCAAACAGGUACCCCACCCCUCCCUUUGGUUUUUAACCUCAGAAUAGAUGUUCUCAGGUAUCUGGAGGUUUGGGGUGUUCCACAGAGCAAUGGGAGGCACUUUACAGAGAGCGAUAUCAAGACACACAGUGCCACAGCACUGAAAUGAGCUGGAAUCCAAAUCUCGAAAUCUUUCUCUCUACCUACAACUCCCCCGAUCACAACAAGAACUGUGGGAACGAAAGUGCACUCUUGCCUACAGUUCUGCAACAGCUCUAAGACAAUUAUGAGACAUGGGACUCUUUUUUUUUUUGUACCGUCUCGGAAAACGGAAAGCUUUUUACAGCAGCCUUCUCGGAGAACAGAAAUGUAUUCAAGAGGGAUUCAAACCCUGCUGUGUUCGAAAGAUGGGAGGCAUAGCCUAGGACAGCAUUAGCAUUUUCAUGCUGCAUUUAUGAGCAGAGAGCUCCCAACCUGUUUUUGACCAUUAAGACAUUUGAUUACAAAAAAAGACGAGAAGAAAAAAAAACAAUUGUUUUUGCAUCUGCACACCUGUGAAUUGAGAUAUUGUGUUUACUAUAUGCAAAAAGAAUUCUAUUUGCCUUACGUAGCCUUUUGUUUCUGAGAAGCCUGUGACGCCACUUUUACUUGACACUGGCCUUAAACUAUGGGGGUGGUGAGAGGAUACCAAACAUCUGUGAGAAAGUUUAGAUUUGUUUUCUUAACUUUGCCUUCGCAAUUACUGUAUAUUUUUGCUAACUUAAAAUUCGCAGUUGAGUAACGACGAAUGUUAAAACCAUGUGAAGUCUUUGCAUUACCAUAGGAUUGUCAAGCACUUGUAUUGCUGUGGAUGUAGAUAGGGUGCUCCCUUACACUAAAAGCAAGAAAGCGUUGUUUCUGCCAGUAUGAUUUUGGCUUUACAAUUUGGGCAUGUUUAAUGCAAAACCAGGGGUUGCCCCCUUAAAAUGAUGCAGCCCAAAACCAAGUGACUUUCACAUCACCUUAGAAAACAAACAUCCAAGUGUUGAUGAUACACAAAUCUAAAGGAUUCAAAACCUCAUUGUUGCUGCACUUUCAGAGUAGCAGUAGGCCUGAAAUUGUAGGCCACAUUACAAACGCUUUACAGUAGUUUGGGCGGACUCUAAUAAUGACAAAACGAGCCGACGAAUAUAAGGGACAGCAUUCUUAAUACUUUUGAGAUAGCUUGAGUGGCUGAGGAAAUGAAAGCACUGGUAAAAGAUCAGCACCGUCACCACCCCUUGUAUGAGGAGUGAACCAGUGAGGCAGCUACAUGGGUGAAGUUGGAGUGAAGGGAGGAGUCAGAACAGAUGAGCACAGAGUUGAGUGCAGCCAGUGAGCAUUUAUAUGUAGCCAAGAGGAAGCAUGACAAAAGAAUUUGACCAUUUAAUGUAGUGUCUCAAAAGCCACUGCUUCUCCCCUUUACAGAAUAGUGUCAUCUCACAUGUAUAGGCAAGUUGCUUCUUUCCUAGUAUUCUAAAUUGUUUGCUAGACUGUUUUACAUUUCGUAAAGCGUUUUCUGAUCUGAGCUUAUCUUCCAAUAGAUGGAGUGAUGCUAAGCAGUGGACAGUUGGUAUGGGGGUGGAGUUUGAAGAACAAUUGGGGGAAAUGUAACGGUUCUAUAAAUUUUUCACUUCACAAUGCCUGACAGGCACACGAUUUUGUCAUUCAGUCACCACACAGAACUGGUAUCUGCAGAGAGUGUGAUUCUCUAAGAAAUACAGGCCAGGACCACGUUAGCAACUACUGGACACACCUUUUUUUAAGCCAACUUUUUAAAUACCAGUCAAGGUUGUGAUUUCUUUCAAGGGUUGAGAACCAGUUCAAAGUGCUUAUUAUUUCAUUACUACAUUUUUUCUUAUUGUCUUCGUACGACAGAAAGGAAAGAUCCAGGAAUCUAUCUAAAAUGGUGCUUGACUUAGAUCCACAUGCUCUAUUAGGAGUUUUAAAAAUGAAAAUAUUUCCAUUUGUGGUUUUCACAAAAAGGAAAAAAAAGGCUACACUAUCUUUUUACAUUCUACAUCUGGCUAUAGAUCACAAUAAUCUUUUUAUGAAGUGUUUUCACUAAAAUUCUUCUAUUAAUCCAGUGCUUAUAAUAGAGCAUGUGAAAGAAUAGGGAAGAUCAAAGGACCUUUUUAAGAGCCUUUCACAAAGCACGAGCAAAUGGAAUUUCUGAAAUAUGAAAGCACAUGAAUAAUCUCAAAUAUUACAACCACCUGUCUCGUCCAGCCUUGGAUAAUAUCUCCAUAAAAGGAGAUUUACAUCAGGGUUUUCUGUAAUCCUAGUUAAAAGAAUUGUCUCCUUUUUAUCAGUCACAUAAUGGGAUUGUACUAUACAGUAGCACAGAUACCAGCAUAGGAUAAACCUAAGUAUCUGUAUCUGUUGAUCAUAUACCCAGAUAUUUUUGGUCCUACACAGGACAGUUUCUCUGAAGAUUUUAAAAGGUUUUAUUUAUCCAUACAAACCUUUUUAUAAGAACGUAUUCUUUGAUGAAGCACUGUACUUGAUAGCUACAUUUUAGAAUUUGUCACCGUUGUAAUGUAGAAUGACAAAUGUCGAGAAAGUGUGAACCACACCUAUUCAUUUCAAACUCAACUACAAUCUAAUAGGGUAAUGUGAAAUGUGAUACUGGCCAACCUUUUGGUUUUUGACAAGGACUUCUGACUUAAGUGUCCUGCUUAUAAAGCGGCUACUUAGAAUUGUCUUUUUCUGUUUGUUCAACUACAUAUUUCAAAUGAUCAAGUAAAAAAACAGCCUUAAGGAAGCUGUGUUAAGCUGUGUUUCAAAAUCUGUUCACCGAAUGGAUCUGUGAUCCUAUCCUACCUGGACUGUCAAGAAAAUCCUGUUGGAUUUGGUAUAUAAAAUUCUUAUUUAGGUACAGAGGUCUACAGCAGUCAUACUUGGUUGCUGAAGACUUUCAGGGUCUUCUGGUUUUUGGUCCACCUUAAACUUUGUAUUGACUCAGUUUACCUAGUUUAUUGGACAUUUUGAAGGCCAAAGGAUUAGGUUUACCAAAAUAUCUCAAAAUCAUUCCAUAUUCCUUAUAAUUCAUUUUCUAUCAAGACUGUGUGGAAAAAGAACAUAAUUCGAUAACCAUUUUUCUGCUUCAGAACGCUUGUUCCCUCAGGGCAUCUCACUUUUACAGAUAGCGAAAUUAUACAAUUGUGGAGCCAUGCAGAUAAGUGCAGGUUCACAACAGGUAAUUUGAAUGAACCAGGGAACAACAUGGAGGUGAUGACUUUUUGGAUUUUGUUAAAUGCAGUCAUUUGAAAGUAGGGAUGGGCAAUUCAAUAUCUAGCAGAAUAUGCAGGAUUUUUUCAGUUACCAGGUGAUUAAGACUUUAACAGAUGCUUCACAUCUCAAGAUAAUUAAAUGAAACAGUGGCUCUUGAUUAGUGUGGUUGCUCAUCCUUUGUUUACCAGAUGCACCUGAUACAAGGUCCACUAUUUUAAACCUUUCUCAGGCCUAGAUACUACUGCUACUUUUCUGUUUAAUCAAAGGUGAAAUGGUUGGAUUUAUAACCAGAAGACCUUGCAAUGUUCCUGAAAAUGUACAACACACAGUUUUUCCUAUGCUCUUUCACUGUGUCUUUAUAGCUUCAGUACAGGUGAUAUUAGGCUCAGGGUAUUUUGACAUUUGCAUUUGUGAACUUCGUGAUUCAGGCAUCUUUCUAUCUUUUUGUCUUUCUCGGACGAAAAUGUAAAAGAGUUGAUGGAAAAACAGUCUAUUGUUCUUGUCUUGUCCUAUCCCUGGUAAUGUGAAUGCUCUGUUUAAGUACAUUUUCAAACAAGUUCAUGACGCGCAGCAAAAUCUUUGUCGAACCCCUCACUAUUUAAACUGGCCUUAGUAAAGGUUCCAAUACAAAGGCCACUAUUCUAGAAGGUUCCUUUUUACAGUUAAACCCCCCAAAUAAAGAAUAAGUUAUAAUGCCAUUAUCGGAAAUGAAGGAAAAAGUAAUGUUGCUGAAGGCAGCAUUGGGGGAUUUUGCAAAGACUGAGAUACUUAGAAUACUUUGGCAUAUUCCCAUAAUGUGCUUUUAAAUCAACUUCAGGCUCUGUUACUUCCCAUAAAUUCCUUUAAAGCUCAUAAUAUUUUUAAUUAGUUAAUGGACCAGAUAACAUUUAUUACACCUGAAGUAAGCCUUUUCUCUCCCUUCUCCCCCCCCCCACCCCCGUUCAUGAACAAAAUAUUAAUGAGAAAAAGCACUCACAGUUUGAAUUUUCCUUUGGUCUUCGAGCUUAAAACGAAUGAGCAGUGCCAAGGUGUAGCUCCUGGCUGGGCAUUUUUUUUCUUUCAACUGUUGCAUUCUUGCUUGGAAAGAUAAAAAAAAAACCCGCAAUGCUGUAUGCAUCCUGCAGUCAUUGCUAUAGCACAAAAUGACUCAUGCACUUGUUUGUUUUUUGUGUGCGAACAAUUCAAUUCCAAGUUCGCUAGAGACUAAGAGGCCGAUUUGACUUUUGAGGGAAUUAGCAAUUCAUCAAAGGGAAAAUAUUCCACCCGAUAAAAUAUUGUAGAACUGUUUUUGACUUGGUGCCGUCUCAGUGAAAACUUGUUUCUGGUCCUGGAUAGUUAGAAGGUAACCCUCUUGUUUUGCCACACCUGAGCUCCUGAAGAUUGAAUUCACCUAAACUGUCACUGUGUUCAAGGCCUUAGCUAUGAAACCUGCUGUAGUGUUUAUACUACACACCUGAUGUCAGUUUCCACAAUCAGGAUUGAGUAUCCCUGCUAUAGCUGACCUUUCUGCUUCAGGUGGAAGCUUAUGUUGUGUACUGAAAGUAUUAAAAACACUGAAGGCUGAAGCAGACCGUAUUGUAGCUAGAAGAACCUAAGACCUUAUUAGCUUUUUCUCCCAGUUUAACCCAUGGAAGAUGACAACUGAUUUAAAGCUAAUCGCUGGGUAACUUCAUGUUUCCCCAAAUCCAAUUUACAAGUGAGUCUUCACCAGGAUGGUUUGUUAUCCUUCUGUAAACUUUGUGUCCUCUCUUUGUGAAUGUAACGCUUUGACUGUGAUUGAUUCAUAUCCUGAGCCAUGUCCAUUGCGCUCUUCAGCUUAUGGCCUGUUUGUAAGAAAAAAAAAAACGAGAGAAAAAAAAGAUAUGAGGAAUAUUUCAGCUUGUGGAAUUUACGUUAUUGAAGAUGUAUUGUGUGGAAUGUAAUAAAAUAAUAUUUUUCUAUA